Penicillium griseofulvum is the source of this 723-nucleotide messenger RNA. RefSeq names its product cytochrome b561 domain-containing protein. Gene Ontology annotation, molecular function: transmembrane monodehydroascorbate reductase activity. The coding region runs from base 1 to 723 and encodes 240 amino acids. The record is from RefSeq and is a predicted model, not a curated record. NCBI's taxonomy places the organism in Eukaryota, Fungi, Ascomycota, Eurotiomycetes, Eurotiales, Aspergillaceae. The transcript is spliced from 4 exons.
AUGGCUUCUGCAACGGGAAUUCCUCAAGAUCACCCAGAUACAAUACCGCAAGAUGAUGAGCCUCUAUUGGGCCGUCCAGGCGAUGUCACACAAAGAUCCGAUGAGAAUAUUUAUCGGAAUCUCUUCACAGGGACAGCAAGUGUUGCGCAAGCAGGAAUUUGGAUUCUAGCCGCGUUGGUCUGGCAAGGAAUCUUAUCCCUACCCCUCUCAUUUUUCACCCCGCAUCCACUACUUGGCAUCUCUGCCCUGCUUCUUCAAGUCCAAGCCGCACUCAUCUUACAACCAACCGCCACCCCGCAACAGAAACGUACCGGUACUCGCAUCCACUACUCCUUGCAACUGCUCAGCGUAGUGGCUUUUGUAUCUGCCUUUGUUAUUAUCGAGAUUAACAAAGGCUCUCAUCCACAUUUCGUCUCUCCUCACGGCAUUUUAGGUUUGGUUACUUACAUCACUAUCGUGCUGCAAGCCGUUGUCGGGGUUAUCCAGUACUUCUUGCCGGUCACCAUCCUUGGUAGUGUCGACGCUGGGAAGCGCAUUUACAAGUAUCAUCGUUGGAGUGGCUAUGUUUUGCUACUGCUGGAGAUUGCGACUGUCGUGGCGGCGACGCAGACCGACUACAACUUGAAGGCCAUUCAUAUUCCUCUAUGGGGUGUACUUGUUUCUGUCGUUUUGAUUCUUGCUGGGGUGGGUGCGAGGGUUAAGAAGCAUAAAUUGGGACUGUGA